Messenger RNA from Trichoderma breve, 573 nucleotides. RefSeq names its product AAA domain-containing protein. The transcript has 2 exons. The record is from RefSeq and is a predicted model, not a curated record. Lineage: Eukaryota; Fungi; Ascomycota; Sordariomycetes; Hypocreales; Hypocreaceae. The coding region runs from base 1 to 573 and encodes 190 amino acids.
AUGGGAGCUGUCGGCGUACCUCAGCAAUUCAAGCCAAAGAACAUAUACAUUGUUGGCGCACAAUGUACGGGCAAAACUUCACUUGUCAACGCAUUAGAAAGCUCCCUUGCCGAUUUAUUCAGCACCACGCCUCCCAUUAUUGUUAGAGAAGUCGCUCGCUCGUUACAGGCGCUCAUACUGGAAGCUCAAUUCAACAGCGAGCGCGAUGCCUUGACAAGGAAUCCUUGGAUUAUAUCAGAUCGCUCGGGAAUAGAUCCCAUCAUAUACGCAUCGCGCCAUAUUGGAAGUGAGGCCGUAAAACUCAUGACCUCGUCUACAUAUUGGCAAGAGUUGAGAGAUCGUAUGUCGCAAUCCUUGGUGUUUGUCUGCGAAACGGUGGAGGAUUGGCUUGUAAGCGAUGGAGUCAGACUUAUGCCACGAGAUGUAGAGGACUGGAAGGAAUAUGACAAUGAAUUCUGUCGUAUGCUGGAGAGUGCAGAAAUACCGUACCAGAUGAUCCCGCGUUCGGUCAAAAGUCUUGAAGAUAGGGUUUCGUUUGUGUGGUCGAGGUGGAAGAAUGCUACAUUGGCUUAA